This is a messenger RNA of Panicum virgatum (switchgrass), 2452 nucleotides long. Its product is annotated as probable galacturonosyltransferase 10. Gene Ontology annotation, molecular function: polygalacturonate 4-alpha-galacturonosyltransferase activity. The transcript is spliced from 2 exons. Bases 301 to 1968 code for a protein of 555 amino acids. Lineage: Eukaryota; Viridiplantae; Streptophyta; Magnoliopsida; Poales; Poaceae. The record is from RefSeq and is a predicted model, not a curated record.
GGAAAAGGCAGCCGCGGUGACUUGUCCCCCCUGGAUCUGAACGGCGUCUGAGCCAGGCGGGCGGGCAGCCAGAUCAAGUCGCAGAGCAGUCAAGCAAGGCACGUCGACGCUGCCCGGCCGCGCCGCGCGCCGCGAGAUCUGAAGGCGCGGCACCGAGGGAAAUCGAGCAGCUCGCGCGCGCGCGCGAGCGGCAGUUAGCGGCGCGUCUCGGAUCUCGGCGCGGCGCCUCCCGCCCCGGCCAGUGCGGCGAGAGCAGCGGGGGCACGGGCGCGGGCUCGGGGCCGCCCCCCGCGCGAUCCGAUGAGGCGGCGGCCGUUCCUGGACCAGCGGCGGCCGUCGUUCAAGCGCCGGUGGCAGCAGCGACCGUGGUGGGUGCGCCUCGCGCUCUCCCUCCUCUUCGCCCUCGCCUGCGUCCUCCUCCUCACCGUCAUCCUCGGCUCCCCCGACCCCGGCGCCUCGCCGUCCACCUCCACCGCCUCCUCCGGAACCGAGGCCACCUCCUCCCCUCUCCUCCGUCAGAGAUCUUACCUGGAAGGCAUCACGGAUGCGCUCAACAUGACUGACGAAAUGCUGAGCGCUCGCUCGUUCUCCAGGCAGCUCAUGGACCAGAUUUAUCUAGCCAAAUCUUAUGUCGUUGUCGCGAAGGAGGCCAAUAACUUGCAGUUUGCAGCGGAGCUUAGUGCCCAGGUGCGGCAGGCGCAGAGCAUCCUCGUGCACGCUGCAGCCCACGGGGGCACGGUGCUGGAGCAGGAAGCAGAGAAGGCGAUCAGGGAUAUGUCUGUGCUGCUCUUCCAGGCGCAGCAGCUGCGGUAUGACAGCGGCAUCACAAUCAUGAAGUUGAAGGGACAGAUUCAGUCUCUAGAGGAGAAGUCGAAAGCUGAGGCAGAGAAGAGCACAAAGUACGGGCAGAUUGCUGCUGAGGAGCUUCCUAAGGGGCUCUACUGCCUUGGUGUCCGGUUAACCAUGGAAUGGUUCAAGAAUUCUGAGCUUCAGAGGAAGUUUUCUGAUAGGAGCCCAGUAGUGCAGAACAACCUAAGGGAUAACAGCCUCUAUCAUUUUUGUGUUUUCUCAGACAACAUCCUUGCUGUUUCAGUUGUUGUCAAUUCUACAGCUACAAACUCAAAGCACCCUGAAAAGAUUGUCUUUCACUUAGUUACCGAUGAGUUGAACUAUGCUCCAAUGAGGGCAUGGUUUGCCAUGAGUGACUACAGAGGGGUCACUGUGGAGAUACAAAAGGUGGAGGACUUUACUUGGCUAAAUGCAUCAUAUGUUCCUGUUCUUAAACAGCUGCAGAACACUGCUACUCAGAAGUUCUACUUCUCUGGCAGUGGUAACCGCGGAACACCGAUUAAAUUCAGGAACCCAAAGUACCUGUCCAUGCUUAACCACUUGAGGUUUUACAUUCCAGAAAUAUAUCCUGAAUUGCAGAAGGUGGUAUUUCUUGAUGAUGAUAUUGUUGUUCAGAAGGACUUAUCCGAACUGUUUACUAUCAACCUCAAUGGUAAUGUGAUGGGUGCUGUAGAAACUUGCAUGGAGACAUUCCACAGGUUUCAUAAGUAUCUUAACCAUUCCCAUCCUCUAAUCCGUGCUCAUUUUGACCCUGAUGCUUGUGGCUGGGCAUUUGGUAUGAAUGUGCUCGAUCUUGUCGAAUGGAGGAACAAGAAUGUGACAGGUAUAUAUCAUUAUUGGCAGGAGCGCAAUGCUGAUCAUACCCUAUGGAAGCUUGGGUCUUUACCGCCUGGGCUUCUUGCUUUCUAUGGUUUGGUUGAAGCACUGGAUCCCAAAUGGCAUGUCUUGGGACUUGGCUACACUACUGUGGAUCCUGCUACUAUCAAGGAAGGGGCAGUGCUGCAUUACAAUGGAAAUAUGAAGCCAUGGCUCAAAAUUGGAAUGGAGAAGUACAAGAGCUUUUGGGAUAACUAUGUGGACUAUUCACACCCUUUGAUUCAGCAGUGCUUCAUGCGUUGAUUACUGUGUAUCAACAUUAGAAAUUUUUGUAAGCACCCUAGUAGAAAUGUUCCAAGUGCAUGCUGCAACUGCCACACGUAAACAUUGUACUUAGACCAGUUGGCUUCGCUUUCAAGUUAUAAUCUUAAUCUCUGACGAAACAUCAGUGGCUGUUUAUAGCAUCUGUAGUUGAUGAAGUACAACAAUCACAUAUACCUUCAGUCACAGGUCAACAGCACAAGAGCUAAGAUUGCAAUGCAGUAGGCUACUAGGCUGCCACUUGAACCACAUCCACUACUAUUGUAACUGCAACCGUCAAUGUAAUUUUUUAUUUUUUAUUUUUUGGGUGAGACAGAAGCACAGAAUGGAAAUGAUGUAGAAUUGAUUCAAAAUUCUUUGAAGUGUUACAAGUUUCGAGUUACAUAUCCAUAAUUACUGGAUGUUAAGACAGCAAAGCUUUUCCUGUUUAUUUAUACAUCUUGAGAAGUAAAGUUGCCAUAUCUCA